AUGCCCGGCACCGACGCACCGGCCGAGUCCGAAAAGCCCGCGGCGGCGGGCACAUCGUCAACAAGCGCGGCGGCGCCUGCGGACGCCGCCCGGCCGAAGCGGCGGCCCGCGCGGUUCUGGAUGGUCAUCGUGGCGCUCAGCCUGCUCGCCUUCAUCACGUCCCUCGACGCCAUGAUCCUGUUCACGGCGCUGCCGACCAUCACGGCCAAGCUCGACGGCUCGGCCGUGUACGUGUGGAUCGCCAACUGCUUCGUGUUCGCGGCGACGGCGGUGCAGCCGCUGGUCGGGCAGCUGGCCGACAUCCUUGGCCGCAAGGUGCCGACGGUCGUGUGCGUCGCGCUCUUCACCCUCGGCAGCGGCAUCGCCGGCGGCGCGGCGAACCCGGCCAUGUUCAUUGCGGGGCGGUCCAUCCAGGGCAUCGGCGCGGGCGGCAUCUACUUGCUUAUCGAUAUUAUCGCCUGCGACCUGGUGCUGCUGCGGGACCGCGGCAAGUGGCUUGGGAUCAUCAACUACGGCGACCUGGCCUCUAGUAUCGCGUCGCUCGACGUUGUCGGCAAUCUCAUCUUCAUCCCGAGUAUCAUCGCGGCGCUCAUCGGCCUAGUAACCGGCGGCGUCGUACACCCGUGGUCGUCGUUCCGCCACUUCAUCGCUCGCAACCCGGGGGUGCCCUCGCGCCUGUUCGGCAACCGCACGUCGGCGGGCGGCUACGUGCUGAUGUUCCUGUCGUCGGUGCUGAUGCAGACGGCGGGCUACUUCCUGCCCGUCUACUUCCAGGCCGUCCUCGGCACCACCGUGAUGGACUCGGGCGUCUACUUCCUGCCGUUCGCCAUCGGCACGCUGUUCGCCGCCGCCGUCGGAGGCGUCCUCAUGAGCCACCUCGGCGUCUACCGCCCGAUCCACGUGGCCGCGUUCGCCCUGAGCGCCGUCGGCUUCGGCCUGUUCACGCUCCUCGGCCCGGACACGCCCAAGGUCGCGUGGGCCUGGUACGAGCUGGUCACGGUCAUCGGGCUGGGCCCCACCAUCUCCACAGUGCUCCCGGCCAUCCUCGCCGGCCUCCCGCAGUCCGACGUGGCCGCCGCGACGGCCGUGUUCUCCUUCAUCAAGACCUUCGGCUUCGUAUGGGGCGUGUCGAUCCCGUCCAUCAUCUUCAAUGGCGUGGUCGACGACAGCGUGCCGGCCGCGCACGGCCUGGCCCCGACCGUGAACUUUGCCAUGUGGAGCGAGGUGGUGCAGGUGUACGUGGCGGGUUUGAAGGCUGUCUGGUGGUGGGGCGUGGCGCUCAGCAUCCUAGGGGUGUUUGCCGUGGCCAUCGAGGACCACCUGCCGCUGUCGACCGAGCUGGAGACGGAGUACGGGCUGCGGGAAGGCGGGGCGGGAGCAGCGGACAAGGACAGGCCGGCAGCCGUAGAGACUGGAUCCGCCAGCACGUAG
This is a messenger RNA of Thermothielavioides terrestris NRRL 8126, 1431 nucleotides long. RefSeq lists its product as uncharacterized. Bases 1 to 1431 code for a protein of 476 amino acids. The record is from RefSeq and is a predicted model, not a curated record. The transcript is spliced from 4 exons. Gene Ontology annotation, biological process: transmembrane transport. Gene Ontology annotation, molecular function: transmembrane transporter activity. Lineage: Eukaryota; Fungi; Ascomycota; Sordariomycetes; Sordariales; Chaetomiaceae.